AAUAUUGCAUUAAGGAAUGCAGCCUUGCGCUUUUGUUUACAUUCGUGGUUGAGCGACUAAAUUGCAGUGAACAAGCAAAUCGAAACAAUUCACUUAGUGGUUUCUCCAACAUUUUUUUUUUAAUAUCUGAAAUUAAAAGUGUAAAGUUGUACUAAUAUAUACAUAUAUUAAAGUUAUUAAUUGUGUAAUGCUUGCAAAAAUCACGUGUGAAGUAACGUCUCGAUUCGUCCACCGGUACGUGAGUGAGUGUGAUUAUUCCAUUUCUAAUUAAAAUUUUAUAAUCUUGUGCAGAAAAAAAUUAGUAAACUGUAUUUUAGAACAUUUGUGCUACCAAAAAGUUAUGUUUUUAAAUGAAAUAUGCCUUUUUGCUUAUAUUAUUGCAAUGUGAGACAAUAUUGAGAGUCGUUCGGGUUUUGUUUAUGUUCGCGGAUGAAUGCCAAAAACUAUUACAGAGAACUAUGAAUCCAGGAGAUCUAAGGCGUGAUCGUUUUCCGAUCUUAAGCUAACAAUAUAAGUCAUGUAUUUUGACUACAUGAUGGCUCAUCGGUAUUAUUGUGGGACAUUUUGGUGAGGCAUUUAGUUCAUUCAGUCGGAAGCGCAUUGUUUUCUUAUUUGUAGAAAAAUUGACGGAGAGAACUAUCUAACUGGAACUGAAUCCGACUUUAUAUAUGGAAAAGGGCUGCUAAAACAAUAACUAUAUUGGAAACCGAAGAAGACUACUAGAAGCGAUGUUUUGUUCUGAUUGUGCCGAGGCUAUAUUUCUAACCAAGAUUUCCUCAUCUUAUAGAAUUCUCGAUUUGUCGAUUAAAAUCACACGUUUCGCAUAAAAAGAUAUGUAAAAGGUAUGGAUGAGAUAGCAUGGUAUAGCAGCUGAGAGUAAUAAAAAUAAAUGCGUGAAGUGCGAAAAUAAUGUGAAGACGUGGAAAUAGACGACAAAUAAGAAAUAAAAUAAACAAACCGCAAAAAGGGUUGAAAAAUAAAGUACUCGAUACAAAUACACGAUUUUGAUAAAUAAAUAAAAAUACAAGCUCGAAGAAAUCAAUACACGCGCAAACUUUCACAUGAAAAAGAAAAUAGUCGACCCAUAAAAAAUCCUACAUAUUUAUUUGAAUAACAAUCACAAACAAUAACAGCAACAAUGCCGGAAGCUACAACCACUUUCCCCUAUGUGUACACACCGGAACCGCCUAAGAAAGCGCCCAUCAUAAAACUCUCAUGUGGCAUCGGCGAUACGGAUGGAUUUCCCGCCUUUGACGUCGACUCGGACGCCUAUGCGGCCAAAGAUGAUCCCAAGUGGGGGUUUCUAAUCACAGGCGGCGCUGAGUUUCACAUGGCGUUGACCGUAUUUCAGGUGACGCCAGACGGUUUAGCGGACAAAGGUGGCAUUCGUUUGGGUGAUAUUAUACUAGAAAUUAACGAAGAAGACGCCACCGAGCUUACACUUACUCAAGCGCAUGAGAAAAUUGAAGCUUGUGGCAAGAAAAUCCAUUUCCUUGUAAAGAACAUGGAGGAAGAUCCAGAUUUUGAGUUGGGCGAGGAAAAGUCGAUUGUGCUGCGUGUGCCAAAACCAGCACCACCGCCGCAGGUGAAAUCGGCUGCUUCAAUAGAGGCUCGCCUGCGCGAGAUGCAACGUAAAUUAUCGGAAAUUGCGGAAAUACCGAAAAUACUCUCCUCCACACUCGCCACCGAGUCGCAAACAUUUGAGAAAUUGAAUCCCAGUGAUUUGCAGCAAUACCGCAAGCAUUCCUACGAUGAGGAUGCACUGGAUUACGAGCUAAGUGGCGCCAACGCCGAACAUCGUCUCAAGUUGAAGGCUAAAGGAAAAGCAAACGUCAAAACCGCUGAGCCAUUCGGCGGCGCUAAAAUGUACUUGGCUAAAGACUCCACGCCGGAAUCGGAUUAUGCAUCGGAAGGCAAUUAUGAAUCAAAUGAAGCAGACACGGAUGACGAUUAUGACGUUGGUGACUGCCGCGACAACGAUGAUGAAAAUGCUUGCGAGAGCAGAAAUAUGAAAGAAGGUAAUGGAGCGGGCAAAGCAGUCGGUUUUGAGGACGUUGAAAGUGGAGCAUGUAAUUACAUUUUGCGCGCUACAGAUCCAGCAGAAAUCGAAGCUGGCAGUGAGGCAGAAGCCGCCACACCAUUUUCCUUUCUGACCCGAAGGAGGCCGACCAAGCCAAGUCAACCGCAACGCAAACAAUAUAAACAAUAUCAUCAUGACAAUGUCAAUGUCAGCGUUAAUGUUGUUGUAGGUGGCAAUGUUGAUGCUGAUAUGACGACGACGGAUGAUGAAACUCAGGAUUAUGCCGAUGAUGACGACGAGGAUUCCGACGAAGAUGUCGUAACAGCCAGACGCGUUAAUGACGACUCAGGUAGUGAUGAUGAAACAGACGCAGGUGACGUUGCAGGCAAUGGGGACGAGGACGAUGACGAUGGCUCUGAUGAUGGCUCUGAUGAUGACGAUGAAGAUUUUCUAACUGCCACCUACACAUGGAAUUUGAACAAAAUACCCAAGCUACAGUUGAAUGACGAGAAACAAACGGGCGACGAAAUCAAUUCAUAUACGGAUCAGAUUGAAAUAGAUGACACGGAUGAGGAAAAGCCGAAUAAGAAAGCGCGUUGGUGCCAUGCUGACGCUGACUUGCAGAAGGAAAAACAUUUGCAGUGGGUCGAUGAUGAGGGUGAAAAGGAGAAAAAGUUUGCUGAUAAAUUGGAGCGUUCGUGGCCCUGGGCUGAUCGCGAGAAAAUAAUAUACAAGCAAUCAACUUGUCACCUGGUACGUCGACGUCCUUUGGGUUUGGUUGAGCAGCGCAUCAAAUUAUUGGCUAAGCAAAAUCUCAGCGACAGCUUGGAACGACAGCUGCAUUGAAAUUGAAUCAUUGCUUUGAAAGGUUAUUGGCAAAAGUUGCAUUGAUAUUGCGAAAUUAGCUUGAUAUGCUACGAAAACUGCCAUUUUUAAUAUACUGCUAGUAAAUUAUAUAUAUUGUUUUAAUACUCCUUAUAGUUAUCGAAAGAAUGUCAUAUUAAAUCGUUAUUUAGCUAUAUUAGCGCCCAUUUGCAUAUUUCAUUUUGAAUAAAGCGUUGUUUUUAAAA
Bactrocera oleae (olive fruit fly) is the source of this 3090-nucleotide messenger RNA. The record is from RefSeq and is a predicted model, not a curated record. Lineage: Eukaryota; Metazoa; Arthropoda; Insecta; Diptera; Tephritidae.